GGCACUUUGCUGUAGGGAGGUGGGGUCAUGAAGCUCCAGCUGUCCAUGUCUUUGCUGUCAGAUAGCAUUGACACCCACAGUGUGUUUGGGUAACAAGUCAGAGUUGGUUGUUGCUAAACAGUAACAGAGCUGAGACUUCACAAGGAAACAGAUAGAAAAAUGCAGCUUUUUGUGGUUCUACUUCCUCUGUUUUUAUGUUUUCAGAAGACUCCUGGCGUUGGUGCUUUUGUUUCACUUUCUGCCUGUGGACAUUGUAAUGAAGAUUUUUGUGACUCUGUUACUUGUGCUGCCCCAGAGCUGCUCACCAAGGAUGAGUGUGGGUGCUGUGACAGAUGCCUUAGUGUGGAAGGAGAAGUGUGUGGGGGACAGGAUGAAAGCAGGGCUCGCUGUGCCCCUGGUAUGGUAUGUGUGAGCAGACCCAGCUUUGGCACAGGGGCAUCUUCAUUCUCUGAUGGUACAGGAGUCUGCUUGUGUGAAGAGGAUGGUGCUGUGUGUGGCUCAGAUGGGAGGACCUACUCCAGUGCUUGUGUUCUGCGUCUGCAAAGCUGGAAGUCCCAACAUCAAGGCACGGGUUCAAUCCACAAGACCCACGAUGGGGAAUGCAAGUUUGCUCCUUUGAUCAUUGCUUCACCAAGGAAGAUUCGCAAUGUCACUGGAUCCCAAGUUUACUUAUCAUGUGAAGUAAAAGCAGUCCCAACCCCCAUCAUCACUUGGAAAAAGGUCACAGAGUCUCCACAAGGAAUAAAACUGUUUGAGGAGUUGCCAGGAGAUAGAAUAAAUGUUGCAGUCCAAGUCCGUGGUGGUCCCUCUCGUCAUGAAUGCACUGGCUGGGUUAUGAUCAGUCCACUGACGAAAGAAGAUGAAGGUACAUACCAAUGUCAUGCAACCAAUAUGGUUGGAGAAACAUGGGCUGAUGGAUCUAUAAAAGUCACCGAGCAUAAUGCUCGUAGGAUCAAGAGACGAAACCACGGUGGUUCUGCAAGUAAGGUGUAAUGAGGUACAAAGCAAGAGACCCCGGUGGAUUUCCUGAAUUUUUAAUGCUGUAUAAGAAGACUUAAUAAUUUUAUACUGAUUUUUUUUUAAUGUUUUUUAUACAAACAUAUGUAAAAUAUAUGUCAUUUACGCUUCCAAAAAUCAUUGGCUUCAGAAGCACCUUUAAGUUAACUUUUAGUAUGAUGCAUUAACAAUGCAGAUAUUGACAUUUGCAAUUUGUCAUUUUAUGUGGUUGUUGAAUUAUUUAGUGUUUGUUCAGCAGCUCUCCAGUUUGGAUUUUUUUGCAGCUAUAUGGUUGCUAUGGUCCAAUUUACCCUAGGAACCAGGCAGUAGUUUGAAUAAGAGAUUGGAAUAUGAUUAGGUUAAAGGCCUGAACAGAAAGAUAAGCAAUAAGAAAAUAACAAUAACAUUGUUGCAUAACAGAGCAAUAGUUUAUUUGCUGGCAGGGUGUGUAACCCCCCAAAAAGAAAACCAGUAAUUCAAAAACUAUAAAAAGAAAACUAAAAAAUCAGUAAUAUUCAAAAGUGAAAAUUGUAUUUACAUUUAAAAAUUCUGUCAUCCAGCAGCUAUAUCUUAGCACCAAAUUAUUUGCUUAUAAUGGAAACUAUGGGAAAUGGCCUUUCCGUAAUUUGGAUCUUUCAGGAUAACAGGUUUCCAGAUAGUGGAUCCCAUAUCCGUACUAUAGAGUGUCAGACUGGCCCACCUGGAUACCAGGAAAACUCCCGGUGGGCCUAGGUGUCAGUGGGCCCUCCUGCUUCUAACUAUUUAGCCUAUUUCAUGGUCAUUCCCUAUUUCUGUAUGGGAACAAGGCAGCUUGAUAGAUGGAAGAAUAGAGUAUAGUAUGUAGAGUAAAGAGACUAGGAUAAUAAAGAGUUUGAGGGAGGAGAGGAGGAAUUAACAUUCUAAGAGUGUGCCCAUGGUCCAGGGUUUUCUGGUGGGCCCCUGCCAUCUCAGUCCGACACUGAUACUAUAAGUAAAAUUAAGAAUUUUUCAAUUCCUGAAAUAGUUAUUUUAUAUCUGCGUUGGUUUACAAUGUGCAACUUGGUUUAUAAUACUGAAGACUCUGUUCAAAUAUUUGCUAAUGGUGCUGUUAUUAAGCAUGCUGCAUAUUUCUAAUAGAACAAAGACACUGACAUACAGCAGAAGUUAAUAUCAAUUUUAAUUUGUCUGUAAAACAUCACUGGUUUGUACAUGAUAAUUAAGUUCUUAGUCAUCAAUAGUAAAAAAAAAUCUGCUUGAAUUUUGCAUUUCUGGCUUUUAAAAUCAUCAAAUUAAAUACUUAUCUAAAUUC
This is a messenger RNA of Xenopus tropicalis (tropical clawed frog), 2284 nucleotides long. RefSeq names its product insulin like growth factor binding protein-like 1 (gene igfbpl1). Gene Ontology annotation, biological process: signal transduction; regulation of cell growth. The record is from RefSeq and is a predicted model, not a curated record. Lineage: Eukaryota; Metazoa; Chordata; Amphibia; Anura; Pipidae. The transcript is spliced from 5 exons. Gene Ontology annotation, cellular component: extracellular matrix; extracellular region. Gene Ontology annotation, molecular function: insulin-like growth factor binding; serine-type endopeptidase inhibitor activity. Bases 160 to 993 code for a protein of 277 amino acids.